Synchytrium microbalum is the source of this 2190-nucleotide messenger RNA. RefSeq lists its product as uncharacterized. Gene Ontology annotation, molecular function: DNA binding. The record is from RefSeq and is a predicted model, not a curated record. The coding region runs from base 1 to 2190 and encodes 729 amino acids. Gene Ontology annotation, biological process: DNA replication; DNA replication initiation. Gene Ontology annotation, cellular component: alpha DNA polymerase:primase complex. Lineage: Eukaryota; Fungi; Chytridiomycota; Chytridiomycetes; Synchytriales; Synchytriaceae. The transcript is spliced from 2 exons.
AUGGCAUCUAAGCAGGAUCUGGUACGAGAGUUUGGGCCGGUGCUCGAACGGCAUCCAGGCAGUUUGGAACGACUGCUGUCUCUUGCCUCGACUUUCAAGACGAAAGCAGAGGAUUUGGCAUCAAAGUGGGAGUCCCAUGCUAUAUCGCUAAGUCGUCAACCUACUAGUCGUAGUAGUAGCAGCAACAAUGACCACAGCGUCGACUUGUCUGUUCCCACACUCGAUGCCCAUUUCGAUCAACUGCGCUCGACAUUGCAAAAGGAACAGGACGCAAGAUACAAACAAAACUAUGGUGUGAAUGACCCAGCAUCUUCCGUCUUUGUCAAGAAAGGACCAAUGGGAACCACAUCCGAUGCUCCACUGCUCAAUAAAGAGAAUCUACAAGACUUUAUAGACAGCCAAAUAUUAGGUACUCCAUUGGCUAAACGUGGAGGUAAUGUUCGAGGCACUGUCAAAGUCACCCCACGAAGCAACACCAACAAUAAUGCAUAUUCUGGUUACGAUCCAUUCGAAAUGCCACCACCAAUAUCAUCUGCUGGUAAACGACCAUCGUCUGGAUACCCAAAUACUCCAGGCCAACAAAGUAAACGAUCAAACCUAGCUACCGAUACACCAACCUCAUUUACACCAUCUCCAUUGGCUCAAAAGUAUAAAGAUCGUAAUAACCGAGGAGCCAUUGUAGAAAAGUAUGGAGAGAAUGUACCAUAUGUGCCAGGAGACAAGACCAAACCUGUAUCGUGUGAGGUAGCAAUCGUGCCAGGUCAACAAACGGAAGGUUAUCGAUACUUGAAUGAAAAGCUAGCUGAUAAAGGUGAUGCUCUUGAUAAUCGUAUCGAAGAACUCACUCGUAUCAUGAGAGAGGUCGUACAGCUGGAACAUACCGCUGCGAAGGAAACUGCAAACACAAAUGGCAGCCCUGUUGUCAAGAUGAAUAUAGAAGAACCUGAAUCUAAAAAAGAAGAAGAAAAUGACUUUGCACCUGUUGGUGAGCCAAGUCAGGACUCUGUGAUAACUUGUGGUCGUAUAUGCGUUGAUUCUUCAGAUGGUACCGCACGUCUCAUGGAAGGCAUGGUAGUUCUAGAAGGAUCAAGAGAAAGUAGUGGUGGGGAUCGAGUCAAAUUAGAUUUAGGUGGUGUCUCUGAAUCUGGAUUUGCUCUAUUUCCGGGACAGAUUGUAGUAGUGCAAGGAUCCAACCCAACUGGUCGAGUAUGUAAUGUGACGAAAAUACAUCAUCCGCCACCACUUCCGCUUGCUCAAACGGCAGCUACACAGUUGCUCGAGCUCUAUCCCGCCGGCGAUGGUGAUAAAUUACGACCCAUCAAUAUAGCUAUAGCUUCAGGACCGUAUACAUUAGAAGACUCGACAUCUUUUGAACCACUCGAAGAUCUGGUAGUCAACUUCCAAAAAGAUCCACCAGAUGUAGUUAUAUUAUUAGGUCCAUUUAUUGAUGCCGAUCAUCCAAUCAUCCGAAGUGAGGAACUGGACGUUACCCUGGAAGAAUUAUUCGCCCAACAAAUAUCAGCACGACUGGAACGUAUGCUCGCGAAUCGACCAUCUACAAAGAUCGUUAUGGUGCCAUCUGUACGUGACGCUGUAUCUCGAUGGAUUUGCUUCCCCCAACCACCACUCGCAUCGGCAUUGAGACCCGAAGAAGCAAACCGUAGACGAGGUGUAUUAGGUAUACCAGAUGACGUAUUACUACUACCAAACCCAGUUCAAUUGACUAUAAACGAAGUGGUGGUUGGUAUAUCUACCAUGGACGUCUUGACUCACUUGUCGGCCGACGAGUUUGCUCGUUUGCCACCUGGUGGACGACCAGACCGUGUUGGACGACUAUGUAAGCACGUGCUUGAGCAACGAAACAUGUAUCCCUUAAUCCCUGGUAGCGUAGAUGAAGCAUGUCUGGAUAUGAGUCGCUAUGCAGCAUUGGAUUUGCAAGCUACUCCCGAUAUAUUAAUAUUCUCGAGUGCAUUAAAACACUUUGCCAAAAAUGUAUCUGGAUGUCUAUGUAUCAAUCCAGCACACCUGGCUAAAGGCCGUGGUGGUGGUACGUUUGUUAGGAUGUGUGUGCAGCCUCUUGAUAUUGGGGCGAUGAGAGAGCAGUAUGGUGCAAGGACGGAUGGUCAAGAAGACAUGUGGACGCCGCAUUUUGUAGCAGAUCGUUCUCGUGUUGAUUUUGUCAAGAUAUGA